Heterobasidion irregulare TC 32-1 is the source of this 1587-nucleotide messenger RNA. RefSeq lists its product as uncharacterized. Lineage: Eukaryota; Fungi; Basidiomycota; Agaricomycetes; Russulales; Bondarzewiaceae. The record is from RefSeq and is a predicted model, not a curated record. The coding region runs from base 1 to 1587 and encodes 528 amino acids. The transcript has 10 exons.
AUGAUUCUUCUGAUCAAUCCUUCCACUAUUUCGUCGGGUGUGCUGGAUUUUGGUGACAAGUCUACUCUCCUCCUGAUCAGGGAUCCCCCAUCCACCAGCCAUGAUUACACUGGAGAGGAAGAGCCUGUCUUGAUCUCAGCGUACAACGAAGGCGAUGCUACCGGAUUCAUGUUAUUUUGUUAUGAUCGCCUCCCAGAAUACGAUCCACCGUCCACCGAGAUCCCACCCAGUUUUGCAUCCAUCAUUUUCAUGCUCAAUCCCGCGCACGUGGAAAAUGUUUUCCUCGGCGAAUCUCCACAUUUGAAUUCCCCCACUCUGGCUCAAUGUCUUAGAUCUAUAUGGGAGGUUGAGGUUAAUCAGUCUUUAGUGACCGUUCGGAUCGUGUACGAUCAUUGUGCAAUGGUCACUCACCGAGCUAGAAGCGGCCGGCGAUUAAAGGCGAUCUGCUUUGAUAUUGUCCAGGCGCCGGAUUCCAAGCAGGGUGGUAAACUACGGGAGGAGCACACAAUAUUUCUGAAUCGAUACAAUAGGUUCCGCCGCAAAAUCAAUGUUUUGGAGACACAGUAUCACAGCUCAAAGUGGUUAGGCGAUGCAGGGUUGCACGCUGAAUACGAAUACGCUUCAUGGGUCCGCGACUGUGAUCUUGGGGAGGCGAACAUUGCCCCGUCCGGCCAGGCCGCAUGGACGCAAGGCAUGCAGGUCGGCGUCCAGUCAGACGCGCUGUACAUUGCAAAUCCAACGCUCGACGCAAGGCUGAACCUCAACAUUCAAACCACACCUUGCAAAUGCUCUGAAUGUAUGUGCGACCUUCAUGAUGUUGCUCUCGACAUUUACCGCUGCGAGAUGUUUGGUGCAAAUAAUCAGACAUACGGUGUAGUAAAGGAUAUUGAUACGCACGUUCAUCACAUUGAGACAGUCACGGACGUCGCAAAAAAUACGCUUGCUCAUCUGUUGACGUCAACGGCGCAGGCGCGCACGCCGGCCGCGCCGGUGCCGAGCCAAGGUGAUUUUGCGCCCAACGUCGACGUCACGUCGCUUGAGCGCAACGUCGCAGACCUGUUUACCAGCUUCGUGUUCCCUUCUGCAGCUGGAUCUGCGUCUGGUGUGACCUUGGAUGGUGACGGUGUUGGAAAACGAGUGCUGAGAGCGGAGGUUAAAAUAGUAAGCAACCGAAUCGGAGGCAGCGCCAUAACAGCGGGCUCGCUUCACCUUGUCCUCCAACACCCACCACUGUCGAGUGGCGCGAUUGGCCUCACCGUUAUUUCUCGACGACAUCUCGCGUACGAUAUCUAUAAUACAUUAUGUAUCUAUACACGCAACAAAUCAUCGAUCUCUUUCCUCUCUGUGUCUGUUUCGAGUUACUCGCCCCCUCCAAGUUUGCCAUCGUCGCCAGGAAAGAGAUGCUUCGCUGAGAGCUCUUUGACAGAGGGAGGGAUUGACUCAGGCGGCUCAGAUUGCCACAAUGGUUGCCUUGGAAGGCGUGGCAUCGUUUCCCAAAGACACGACGCUGCUGCGUCUGAUAACCAAGCAUUCCCCUGCGAGGAGACGUCCAGCAAUUUUACGAGCAACGUACCAACAGAAAGUUAG